AUGGCUUCUUCGUCAUCACCUUCACCUGUUUUUACUAGAGCUGUAACUGGCCAAGAUGGUUCAAUAUCUUCACCUAUUCAAAGACGACGUCAACAAUACCAAAAUCCAGCUACAAGAUCUUUUCCUCAUUCGUCAGACAAUGAUGAUGAUGAUGGUGAUGAUGAUGAUGAUGAUGAUGAUGACGAUGACACUAGUGAGAGUGAUGAUGUAAUUGAAAGAUUAAAUGAACGUCCAUCAUCAUCUGCCUUUUAUGAAGUCAAUGUUCAGCAUUCAUUACCAACUACAUCUCCAAAACAAGCGACUCAGGAAGACUAUGAUGAAUUAAAUACUAUCAUUGCAAAUAUCAAAAUAUCAUUACCAACUAUGCACAGAUUAAUUCAACAAAAUCCAUUUAUCUCACCACAAUCUCAAACAUCAAUACCAGAUGAAAAAGGUGUAUUAAGUUUAAUUUCAACACCAUUAUCUCCUCCACUAGUUACAUCAACAAUGCAUUCCGUUCAAUCUCCACCUCCACCUCCAAAAACUUCUAUGUCACCUCGUUCAUCUGAAACAAGUGAAGUUGUUGUGUAUCCAUCGUCGGUUAGUUUAAAAGGUCUUCUGUCCUAUCAAGAUGUAUUGAAUGCUAUUGAACGUGAAUUUCAUUUACAUGAAGGUCAAGAACGUGAAAUAAUUAUGAAAUUAUGGUUAAAAGGACAAACAAUGAUAUCAAUAUUACAACGUUAUAGACAUUUAUUACAAGAUCUUAAUUUAGAUGAUGAAGAUUUUUUAGGUGGAAUGAAGCAUAUACGGGAAAUGAUUAAUUAUGCCGAUCGUGAUGUUCAAUAUCUUCGUGAACAAACAAUAAUGCUUGAAAAUCAAAAUCAUUUUCUUGAAACUGAAUUUCAUAGACAAUUAGAUAAACUUGUUAUGGAAAAAAAUGAACAAAUUAGUCGAUUGAUUCAUAUUAUUGAUCAAACUUGUCCACCACCAACAGAAUAUACAGAUCGUGUUAGUGAUCUUACACAGUCAUCAGGAAAUCAAGAUCUUGUUGCACAAAAAUUUAUGCAACAAAAUGUUGAAUUACAACGUCAAUUAGAAACUCUUCGUGCUAAACUUGAAUAUACAUUUACAUUACUUAAUGAAAAAUUAGAUCAAUAUGGUGGAUCAACAAAAUCAUCAAUAAUUCAAGUAGCCAUUGAACAAAUGCGACAAUCCGAUGCAAAAAUACAAGAACUUCAAUUAAAAUUUGCUUCUCAACAAGAAGAAAAUGAUCUUCUAAAAUAUUUAAUGGAUAAAUCUCAACGUGCAUCAAAUCUUGAUGUAACACAAUUAUUUAGUGUUAUUGAACAACGUUCACUUGAACGUGAAAUAAGUCGUGUUCGUCAUGAACUUGGAUUAACAGAAAAAAAGCUUACAGAACUUGAACAACGAUUUGAAAAUUCUGAUGAAACUGUUAAAUUUAACAUUGAAAGACUUAAAUUAAAAUGUGAUGUUUUACGUCAACAUAUUGUUACAUGUAAUGAACGAUUAGAUGAAGCUAUUAAACAAGCACCUAUUGAAUUUACAGAUGAUAUGCAAACAUCAAAUCAUGAAAGACAAUAUCAAGAUGCAGAUCCAAAUGUUAUUCGACUUGAAAAUGAAAUUUUAACAUUACGUGAACAAUAUGGUGAUUUAGCUGAAUAUUCGAAUAAACUUAAAUAUGAAUUAGAUAGUGCAAGAAAACAAUUAAAUGAACGAUCUUUAUUAGAACGAGAUUCAUAUGAUUCAAGUCUUAUUGGAAAUGAUUCAAGUGAAUUAGAAAAUGAACGUCAACGUUCUGCUCAACUUGAAAAUGAAUUAAUGUCACUUAAAAUAAAAUAUGAAGAUGUAUGUGAACGUGUUACGGCUGCAACACUUCAACUUGAACGUGUACAAGUUGUACUCGAACAAACAUUACGUCGUUGUGAACAACUUGAAAAAGAAAAGGUAUGUAUUUAA
Messenger RNA from Rotaria sp. Silwood2, 1956 nucleotides. NCBI's taxonomy places the organism in Eukaryota, Metazoa, Rotifera, Eurotatoria, Philodinida, Philodinidae. The record is from the annotation of a GenBank genome assembly.